Messenger RNA from Fulmarus glacialis (Northern fulmar), 1056 nucleotides. Its product is annotated as ubiquilin-1-like. The transcript is spliced from 2 exons. Gene Ontology annotation, biological process: ubiquitin-dependent protein catabolic process. Gene Ontology annotation, cellular component: cytosol. Gene Ontology annotation, molecular function: polyubiquitin modification-dependent protein binding. Bases 1 to 1056 code for a protein of 351 amino acids. Lineage: Eukaryota; Metazoa; Chordata; Aves; Procellariiformes; Procellariidae. The record is from RefSeq and is a predicted model, not a curated record.
AUGUCCGAAAGCAAAGAGGCAGCGGAGACUAGUCAACCUGUUGUCACCACGGAUUCCUCAAAUAUCAUCAAAGUGACUGUGAAGACCCUCAAGAAGAAGGAGCAGUUUGAGGUUGCUCAGAGCAGCACCAUCCAGGAGUUUAAGGAAGAAGUUGCCAAGCGUUUCAAAGUUCCCCCUGAUCUUCUGGUCCUGGUAUUUGCUGGGAAAGUCCUCAAGGAUCAAGACACUUUGAGCCAGCACGGAGUUCGCAGUGGGGUCAGCAUCCACGCAGUCAUCAGGUCCCAAAAGAGACCACAGGAUGGCCCGGCAGAUCAAGGAAGAGCGACCACCCCGACGCGACCUCCCAGCCUGGAUCUGAACACCAUCAACAACAACGCAUUUUUGGUAGGGUUCCUCCUUGGGGUCACAAGUGUACAUCUCCUAGGCCUGGACUCAACAGACCUGUUGGACUUGGUGAGUGGCAUUCAAGAACAAGAUGCAUCCAUGCACAGCUUGAUGGGCGAGAUGGUGCAGAGCACCUUUCUGCAGAACAACGAUGACGAUGCCCACCUUGUCAGGGAUCUCAUCAUGUCCAACCCUCAGCUGCGGCAGCUGGCUGAAGACAAUCCCGAGAUCGGUCAGAUUCUCACUGACCCACAUACUAUCAGAGAAAUAUUAGAGGCCUCCUCCAGAAGUCCUGCUGUAAUGCAAGAGAUGAUGAGGAACCGCGACGUGGCCAUGAAAAGGCUCGAAAGCAUCCCCGGUGGGUACAGAGCUCUGGAGCAGUGCUAUAGGGAAAUUGAGGAGCCCAUGUUGGAAGCUCUGCAGGCACAGCUGGGCAACAACCCCUUUGCUUCCUCAGACAGUGACCCACCCCCGAGUGGAGCCAGGCUACCAGCCCGUACUGAAAACCGGAGGCCUUUACCCAACCCUUGGGCUCCGCGGUCCCACAGAGUCAGGGAUAACGCAGAUGACUCUGAUGGCCAACUGGCCAGCAGCAGCGCAGGCAACAGUUUUGCCUUGCUGAGUUUGGGUCUUGCAGCAGGCGCAGUGGUACCCAACUCAGGUAGCAGCUAA